Pediculus humanus corporis (human body louse) is the source of this 3168-nucleotide messenger RNA. RefSeq lists its product as uncharacterized. The transcript is spliced from 16 exons. Lineage: Eukaryota; Metazoa; Arthropoda; Insecta; Psocodea; Pediculidae. The coding region runs from base 1 to 3168 and encodes 1055 amino acids. Gene Ontology annotation, molecular function: protein binding; calcium channel activity. Gene Ontology annotation, biological process: calcium ion import across plasma membrane. Gene Ontology annotation, cellular component: membrane. The record is from RefSeq and is a predicted model, not a curated record.
AUGGGAGCUGGAUUAUGUGGAACUUCUCAAGAUCCUCAAAAUCAAGGUUCGGUUUUGGAUAGAGUCAUUUCUCAAGCUUCUAACAAAGAUGAUUGUCUUUUAUAUAAACUUGCCAACUACAAAAACAGUGGAGAAUUGAUCGAAGCAUACAAUAUUGGAGGUCAAGCUGAGGUUGAAAAACUGAUUAAAGAACAAUUUGGAGUUUUAAUGUAUGCCGAUGGCAAAGGUGAAGUAAUUAAACGUGCAGAAUACCUUAGGUGGAAAUUUCGAGAUCAAGCUCAGGUCGUUUUACCUAUCGAAGCUUCUUUAUCUAUUUACGAUCCUUUGGCAAAAUGGGAAGACCACGAAGCUUGUUGGCAAAUGCAGUACAGGGGUAGUUUAGGAGAAACGCUUCUUCAUGUUUUGAUAAUUUGCGAUUCUAAAAUACACACAAAACUUGCUCGUACCCUUUUAAAAUGCUUUCCUAAACUUGCUUUGGAUAUAGUAGAAGGAGAAGAAUAUUUGGGAGCUAGUGCUCUUCAUUUAGCCAUUGCUUAUAAUAAUAACGAAUUAGUUGAAGAUUUGGUAGAUGCUGGAGCCAACAUUAAUCAAAGAGCAGUAGGUAGUUUUUUUCUUCCUAAAGAUCAACAACGAGCAAAACCUUUAAAAACCACAGAUUACGAAGGUUUGGCAUAUUUAGGAGAAUAUCCUUUAUCGUGGGCAGCUUGCUGCUCGAAUGAAAGCGUCUACAAUUUACUUCUUGAUGUCGGUGCCGAUCCUGACAGUCAGGAUUCUUUUGGAAAUAUGAUAUUGCACAUGGUGGUCGUUUGUGAUAAACUGGACAUGUUUGGUUAUGCUCUUCGUCAUCCAAAAGUACCAGCUAGUAAUGGAAUAAUUAACAACGAGGGACUUACUCCCCUAACAUUGGCAUGUAAAUUGGGUAGAGCAGAUGUUUUUAAAGAAAUGUUAGAACUGAGUGCUAAAGAAUUUUGGCGUUACAGCAACAUCACUUGUUCGGCAUAUCCACUAAAUGCACUUGACACUCUAUUACCAGAUGGAAGAACCAAUUGGAAUUCUGCAAUUUUUAUUAUUUUAAACGGUACCAAAGAAGAACAUUUAGACAUGUUAGAUGGUGGAAUAAUCCAAAGGCUUUUGGAAGAAAAAUGGAAAACUUUUGCAAGAAACCAAUUUUUAAAACGUUUGGUUAUUUUCUUCUUACAUAUAUUUUGCCUAAGUGGUUCUGUAUAUUUAAGACCGGACGAUAGAAAUAAACCACUUUUGGGUGGUACUUCCGUUCAAGAUGUUGUCAGGUAUUGUUUCGAAAUCGGUACCAUACUCGGAGUUCUUUGUUAUUUAUGUUUUCAACAAGGAGAUGAAAUUAGAAAUCAAGGAUUGAUUAGUUUUUUAAAACAAUUGCCGCAUGAUCCUGCAAAGUUUAUAUUUCUCAUAUCAAAUCUUUUAAUUUUGGCCUGUAUACCUUACCGUGUGGCUGGUGAUACGGAUACGGAAGAAGCCAUACUUGUAUUUGCGGUACCUAGUUCGUGGUUUCUGUUAAUGUUUUUUGCCGGAGCGAUUCGAUUAACUGGUCCAUUUGUCACCAUGAUUUACAGUAUGAUCACUGGAGAUAUGUUAACCUUUGGUAUUAUAUAUUCGGUAUUUUUAUUUGGUUUUUCUCAAAGUUUUUUUUUCCUAUACAAAGGCUCUAAAAAUGUGAGCAGUUCUCUAUUUACUUCAUAUCCAUCAACUUGGAUGGCUCUUUUUCAAGUCACAAUGGGAGAUUAUAACUACAAUGAUUUAUCUCUAACAGCAUAUCCAGCCAUUAGCAAAAUGGUAUUCACAAUAUUUAUGGUUUUGGUACCCAUUCUUUUGUUAAACAUGUUGAUUGCCAUGAUGGGCAAUACUUAUGCUCAUGUUAUUGAACAAAGCGAAAAAGAAUGGAUGAAACAGUGGGCUAAAAUUGUUGUGGCUUUGGAACGUGCGGUAAAUCAGGAAGAUUGUCAUCGUUACUUACAAGAAUAUUCUAUUAAAUUAGGUCCUGGUGAUGAUCCUAGCACCGAGCAAAGAGGUGUUUUGGUAAUUAAAUCUAAAAGUAAAACAAGAGCAAAACAAAGAAAAGGCGCACUUUGUAAUUGGAAGAGGGUUGGAAAAGUAACCAUUCGAGAAUUGCAUAAGAGAGGAAUGACCGGAGAACAAUUGCGACGUCUUAUGUGGGGAAGAUCAUCAAUUUCAACCCCCGUCAAACCUGCACCAAUAAAAUUAGGCCACGUUACGAGCAUCUCGGGUGUGGCUGAUAUAACCGUUCCAGAAACGACAGGAAACACUGUUGGAACGGGAGGAGGCGGUUUGUUAGCUGCUUUGGACGUUAUGGCAUUUACAAAUGAUUUGGAAUUCAGUUCGGAAAAUCAAACUUCGACCAGUUUCAAAACUCAACCUCAACCAUCAGAAGUUUCUUGCGUUGAAUCGGAUUCGAAUUCAGAUCCUUUAUAUAAUGAUCCUCUGAGGCAAUUGAAUGAAGAACUCAAUAAAACUCGGGAAGAAAUUUUAACUUUAGCUCGAGUUGCAGCAAAUAAUGAUGGAAUUGAAGAGAUACCACCGCAAAUAUGUCAAUACGGUUGGAUUAAUAAUUAUAAUUUUUUCGGUAAUACAUUUGCACAAAAUCAAAAAGUUGAGGAUCCUGUUCAACAGCCUACAUUUCAAUCUACACCAAAUCAUAGCGACAGUGAUGGUUUAGGAGAUGGAUUACUCCUUGGAAGUAAUCGAAGAUUAAAAAGAACUCGAUCGGCAAAUAUAAAAAGAAAGUUUUCUGGAAGUUCGACAAAUGAAAAAAAUUUAUUAGAACCUGAGGAUUCAAGUUCAACUAAUUCCGAGGAUUUUUCAUGUUUAACCGAAAAUUACAUAAAUAAAAAUAUUAAAGUUAAUGCAAAUUUUUCGGAGAAUUCUUUACGAAGUAAUAGAAGUUCUGCCAAUCUCGUGGUGAAAAAAUUUGGAAGAAGGUCGGGUUUGAAAUCCUCUACCAACAGAAUUGCUCCUGCUGAUUUAAGUCCAGUUGGUAAUGUUUCCAAAUACUCUGAAACUUUGUGUAACUCAUAUUGUAUUACUUCUUCAUCGGAUGUUUUGUAUCAAUGGAGUAUAAAAGGAAUAACAAAUAUGAAUACACUUUUAGGAUUGGAAAAUGAGGAUUCAAUGUAA